AUGUUUAAAUUAAUGUGGCAAUGUUUGUUCUCUCCUCGGCUUUACAAAAUUUAUGGGGUCAGUGAGAAAGAUGCUUUAUAUCAACCAAAACGCUUAGAAAAGAUUGGAGAUAAAAUAAUUGCAACUGCACAGAAUUUCCUUACUGUUGUCAGUUACACAUCACCAUUUAUUUGCACAUAUAUUUAUAGAAGAGGUUUCUUUUCUUGGGAUGAAGCAUUGUUUUUGAGUAAAUUCUUUUGUGGAGUGGGUUGUUUUAUUGUAUGCUCUCUGCUAUUACGGGCAGUGGGGAGAGCAAUGAAUUCUGAUUAUACAGAUUUCUUACAUGCCAUCAAUCGGCCAAAGACAGACAAGGAUUUUCUAAAUUCCAUUAGGAAAUAUGAUUUUGAUUUCUCAGCAUGGCCCGUGGGUUUUGCGAUGCCUGCGACUCCAAGCAAGCCUUGGUUCGAAAACAUUUCUUUCAAAAAGUGUGCUAAUGAGGAUUUACCAAUGUACCAAAGAAUGCCUCUUCAAAUAUUAGCCUAUAUUGCAGUGCACACGUUUGGCUUGCGAAUAAUCUAUCCCGGUACACUUGGACUUAUUAGAAAUUUUCUCUGGAAUACCCUAAUUGAGGGUAGAACGCAACUUAUUGAAAGUUAUCAUGGCAAGAGAGCAAAAAUUCUCACAUCUGAUUCUAACACUAUCGAUACUGUGUUCAUUGAUAAUCGUGCUCAUUCAAAUGGAAACAUAUUAGUAAUAUGUUGCGAGGGCAACUCUGGAUUUUACGAAAUUGGAAUUAUAACGACUCCAGUAAAGGCUGGAUUCUCUGCCCUUGGUUGGAACCAUCCUGGAUUUGCAGGCAGCACCGGCAUACCUUUUCCUAAGCAAGAGCAGAAUUCAAUCAAUGCCGUGAUGCAAUAUGCCAUUGAAGAAUUGAAAUUCCCAAUUGAAAACAUAGUCUUAUAUGGCUGGAGUAUUGGGGGAUAUACAGCCGUGUGGGCAGCCGCUAGCUAUCCUGAAAUCAAUGCUUUAAUCUUGGAUGCUACUUUCGACGACCUUUUGCCUCUUGCUCAAAAUCAAAUGCCGAAAUCGUGGUCCUUACUUGUUAAAGAAGUCGUUCGUUCCUACGUCGACUUGAAUAUAGCUGAAUUGUUACUUCAAUACAAGGGGCCGGUGCAACUAGUGCGACGCACAGAAGACGAAGUAAUAUGCCUAAGACAAGGACAGCUGGUCACAAACCGCGCUAAUGAUCUCCUUCUUUCGUUGUUGAAAUCUCGUUAUCCCCCAUGGUUCAACGAAGACGCGGAUUUAGAAGCGGCUGUAGUCAGUUUUGUUGGAAUGACUGAGAACCAGCGCGCGGCGAUUGAUACGGAGAAAUUGACAGAAGUCAAUCGACGUGGUCUGGAUUUGAUUAUUAAACACAUGACAGAUUUACAAUCAAUGCAUUGCGCACCUCUGCCUCCCAGCAAGUUCGCUGAUAUUAUGAAAAAUCAAAAGAACAUGUCUCACAUUAACGAAUUUAUCGGUAUAUUAAGAGGCCUUCGACAAGUUGUUGAAGCAGGUGUUAAAUUACAACAAGAAAACACUAAAUUAAUAUGGAAUAACUCAAGCUUUAAGCCGCUAAUUCAAAACUGUGCAUCUAACUCAGCCAAAAGCAAAUUGAAUCCGGACAUACCUAAGGAUAUUCUUGAGAGAGUCUUGGUUGUUAUUCAUGGUAUAAGACAGUAUGCUUUAAUGCAGGUGCCCAAUUUUAGUCACAGUGUUGAAAAAAAGACAAUGGAUACUCAACUGCAAGAUGAAAUUGAACAACUAAAUAGAGAGUUUGAUAAGACAUUUGAGAGUUUGAAGAAAUCCCAAACCGAAAGAAAAUCAGAAAUUUUAUCUGAAAAUAUCACAGUUCCUCUGGAGAAACUAAAGAUGCAAGCAGAACGGUUAAAAGUGAAAUCCAUUGAAAUGCCGAAGGUACUGGAUUCAAUUCCUUCAGAGUCAGCGGAUAUGGUUGCAACUCAUAUAGGACAGAUUAGUAAACCACCAUAUGUAGAACAAAGUAGUAUAUCAAAACCAGUAGCAAGAAAGAAGGUCAAAGUUGCUUUAAGUGAAAAUUCAAAGGCUCGGGUGGUGCCCUCAUCCCGUAUCGGUCGUAUGAUUUCAUUUGGUUCAUUAGCGGCCGGCUUGGGUGUAGGGACUGUUGCUCAAUAUGCUAGGAAUAGAAUCCAAUCAGUGACAGGAAAGACAGAAGAUACCAGCAAUGCUUUCCUCUCUCCAGCCAAUGCGGAAAGAAUUGUUGAUACACUGUGUAAAGUCAGAGGUGCUGCAUUGAAACUUGGCCAACUCCUCAGUAUUCAAGAUGAGUCUAUGAUACCAUCAGACUUGCAGCGUAUAUUCGAACGUGUCCGCCAGUCUGCUGACUUUAUGCCAACAUGGCAAGUGGAGAAAGUCAUGUCAUCUCAGCUUGGCCCGGAUUGGCGAAGCCGAGUACAAUAUUUCGAGGAGAAACCAUUUGCUGCAGCAUCCAUAGGGCAGGUCCAUUUGGCGAUAUUACACAAUGGACAGGAAGUGGCAAUGAAAGUUCAAUAUCCCGGAGUAGCUAAAGGAAUUAACAGCGAUAUUGACAAUCUUGUUGGAGUACUUAAGGUUUGGAAUCUAUUUCCCAAAGGCAUGUUUAUAGACAAUAUAGUGGAAGUUGCGAAGAAAGAGUUGGCUUGGGAGGUGGAUUACAUUCGCGAAGCAGAAUGCACUAGAAAGUUUAAGAAGUUACUCGCUCCAUUCCCCGAAUACUAUGUCCCGGAAGUAAUCGAUGAUCUCUGCGCCCCGGAAGUUAUGACCACAGAGCUGAUAGAGGGGCAGCCUAUAGAUAAACUAUUCAACGCAGGCCUUGAUACCCGACUGGACAUCGCCUACAAAAUAAUGCAGCUCUGUUUGAGAGAAAUGUUCGUGUUGCGUUGCAUGCAGACCGAUCCGAAUUGGGCAAACUUUUUCUACAAUACGAACACAAAACAGGUGGUGUUAUUAGACUUCGGUGCGACCCGCGAAUAUUCAAAAGAAUUCAUGGAUCAAUACAUUGAAAUCAUUCACGCAGCCUCCGAGGGUGACCGCGAGGCCAUUUUAAGGAUGUCACGAGAAAUGAAAUUUCUAACCGGUUACGAAUCAAAGAUAAUGGAAGAGACUCACGUGGACACAGUAAUGAUCAUGGGUGAAGUGUUCACGACGGAUGAUUCAGACGGGUUCGAUUUUGGCUCACAAAGCACCACUAAGCGCAUACAAUCUCUUGUGCCGACGAUUCUGACCCACAGAUUAUGCCCACCGCCAGAGGAAAUAUACUCGUUGCAUAGAAAACUAUCCGGCGUAUUUUUGCUCUGUUCCAAGCUAAAGGUAAAAAUGAACUGCCGGAAUAUGUUCCGAGAUAUAUACAAUCAAUACAAAAGUAACAGCUUCAAUAAAUAA
Molecule: messenger RNA, 3420 nt
Organism: Leptosia nina
Lineage: Eukaryota; Metazoa; Arthropoda; Insecta; Lepidoptera; Pieridae
Source: the annotation of a GenBank genome assembly